This is a messenger RNA of Daucus carota subsp. sativus, 426 nucleotides long. RefSeq lists its product as uncharacterized. Lineage: Eukaryota; Viridiplantae; Streptophyta; Magnoliopsida; Apiales; Apiaceae. Gene Ontology annotation, molecular function: aspartic-type endopeptidase activity. The transcript has a single exon. Gene Ontology annotation, biological process: proteolysis. The coding region runs from base 1 to 426 and encodes 141 amino acids. The record is from RefSeq and is a predicted model, not a curated record.
AUGUUGUCCAGGAAGCGGAAACUUGAAGAUGUGGAAACCAUUACUCUCAAUGCAGAGUGUAGUGCAGUUAUUCAAAAAUCAAUUCCGCAAAAGUUAAAAGAUCCUGGAAGCUUCUCUUUGCCAUGCACUAUUGGAAAUAUGGAGAAUAUUAAAGCCUUGUGUGAUUUGGGGGCUAGUGUGAGUUUGAUGCCAUACUCCAUUUGCAAGAGGCUUGGUCGUGGAGAGCUCAAGAAGACAAGAAUCUCACUUCAGUUGGCAGAUCGUACAAUCAAGCAUCCUUUGGGGGUCGUUGAUGAUGUUCUUGUCAAGGUCGAUAAAUUAUUUAUCCCUUGUGAUUUUGUGGUGUUGGAUAUGGAUGAAGAUGUGGAGAUGCCCAUAAUCACCGACUUCAUUCUCUAUCCCAGCACCAGUAUGAAAUUAAUGUAA